UUUAGCUUUUCUGUGCCCCGAUUUCUUCAUUGGUAAUUUGGGGAUCAUAAUCUCUUCUUCAUAGGUUUGCUGAAGGAUUAAAUAAAUUUAUGUCAAGUUUUGGAACAGUUUAUGGCUGGUUCCUAGCAGAUCCUCAGUAGAUAUGAGUAAUAAUUAGAUAACUGACAUGAGAAAGCUCUCACUCUUUCCAAAGAACUGGCAUAAAUAAAGGGAGACUUAGUUUUGCAAUGUCUUUUUAGAACAUAAGCUCAGUUUUCCCAAUAGAGAAAAUAAUUUUCAGUGAAUAAUCAAAAUUAUGUAGAUAACGUAUCCACUCCUCAGUGCCCCAGGGUCAGUUGUUCAAAAACAAAAUCAAAAGACAAAGGGGAAAAAAAUCCUGGCAAGGGGACACGUUUUGAGAAUUGUUUUAAAGCAGUCAUUGUAUUCAGGUGGCCUGGCUGGCUACUGUAAACACCCAGACAUGUAGGGAGGAAAUUAGAACCCAUUGUGCGUCCCUAAAAUGGAUGUCUUUUCAAUUAAACAGAUUGCUAUCAGCCUAACAGAGGGGACUCCUGUUCCUUUUUGCCGGGUCAUUUCCUUUACCGAGUGCCUGUAAGAACCACCCACUGGGGUGUUUCUCAGGAUUAUAGGUUUUUAGGUCACACAGAAACCCUGCCGAGUGCCUGAAAGAGCCAAACGCAGGAUCCCAUUCUGCGCGAGCUGGAUGACAUUACCCACUGUGUUGCUGAGGCCCCCGGCAACCAGCAGCACAGGUCAAGAGCUUUGCUCUGAAGCAGCUGAAGGUCUCCUUGGUGGGCUGGAGGCUCCACGUGAGAACUGCCCGCUCCUUCAUUUCCACAGCGUCAACGGAGGGCUCUCAUACUCAGUUCCUUUGUCAUCCGUGGGCAGUCCGGAAUGGACGGAACACGAGAGCCUCUGGCCGUGACUGUCCACCUCCUUGCCAACUCUGGGCAUGGCUCACUUUUGCAGCAAACCCUGGACCAGCUCCUGGACUGUAUUUGCCCAGAGGUCCGUCUCUUUCUGGUGUCAGAGAGGGUCAGUCCACUGAAAUAUGAUGACAAGUGCCACUCCAAGCGGUCACGGUUCCCUGGGAUGUCUGUUUUGCUCUUCCUGCAUGAAAGCCUCGGAGAGGAGAGGCUGUUCCGUGUUCUUGACUCCCUUCGGCACUGGCCAUGGCAGUGCCACCCUGUGGGGAACCUGCAGGGACGACCCUGUCCAUACAUGCUUGCCAGUCAGGAGUUCUACAGUCUGGACAGCCAGAUGCCCAUCUGGGGUGUGCGGCAGGCGCACAGUGGCACUGAGAUCCUGAGAGUGACGCUCUACUGCAGUUUUGAUAACUACGAGGAUGCCAUCAGACUCUAUGAGAUGAUCCUGCAGAGGGAUGCCACCCUGCAGAAGAGCAACUUCUGUUUCUUUGUGCUCUACGCCACCGAGAGCUUUGCUCUGCAGCUCUCCCUGAAGCAGCUGCCCCUUGGGAUGUCAGUGGACCCCAAAGAGUCAUCGGUGCUACAGUUCAAGGUUCAGGAGAUUGGCCAGUUAGUGCCUCUUCUGCCCCACCCGUGUGUCCCCAUCAGCCGCACCAGGUGGCAAACACAGGACUAUGAUGGCAACAAGAUUUUGCUUCAGGUCCAGUUGAAUCCAGGUGUUAGGAAUGGAGAGCUUUCCUUUCUGAAUGGCAGCUCGGGAGCUGACACACUAUGCCAGGGCUCCAGGCUGACCCCUGCCUCUGUGAGCAGGACCUUACAGCCAAGAUGCCGAAGGAGCCGGGCCAGGAGGUUCAAGGUGGCUUCCCUGGAGUGCUCUGAGCCUGGCGAGGGCACAGUAUCAGACAGCUCCAGUGGCGCUUCAUGGAAAAGCCCUGGCUGCUCAUCCCAGGGCAGCAGAGCAGCCCUGGACUCCCAGCUGCACCUUCCUUCUCCCCACCUCCAACCUGGGGCCAGGGUAACGGUCCUCAGCCAGAGCAACAGCUUUGAGAGGCUGGAGGCAGAGACGAAUGUUGACACAGGGUUCACAGUGGUCAAUUCUGAACCCAGGCAACCUUUUCUAAGCCGAUUUCCAAGAGAUCUGGGGACCAGCCAGCUACCAUCCUGCUUGCCAGCCUCCUCCUUGGGGGCAGCUGCCUUCAAAAACAGUAUCUUUAAGAAAGCAGUCCAUCCUUUGCCACUUGCUGGCCAAAGAGACCUUGGCACAAGGAAGAUAAUCUCAAAAUGUCCCCUUCAUUUGCCAGUCCAGGGUGAAGAUAAAGAAGGAGAAGAAGAAUUCUUUAUAUAGCGUAAAACAAACGUGGUUUUCUCAAACCCAAGGUCAGAUACAAUGUUCUAGAAACGGAGCACUGACCUCGAAUCAGCCUGUCUUUUGUUCAUCUGAGGGGCCUGAAAGCUAGCCAUGUGCAGAUCUGUGUUGCUUUUAUUUCAGAUAUUCGAAGUCAAACAGUGCUGCGAGUGCUUGUUUAUUUGCCAUCGUGGUCAUAAGGGAACACAGCCAACCCGCAGGGGAAAAGCCGUGCACUUCAUAUCCCUGGAGACAUGCUAACCCAGCAGGGCAUGUUGAGUUCAGCACCUACCAGGAUAAUUGCAUUGUAGGCAAAUGCAUCGGAUGUGUUAUGCAACCGCUGAUUAGUGUAUGUAAUUUCGUUUUAAUUUUCACUUGGGUUGCAUAGCUCAUCCCCCUGGACAGCAUGGACUACUUAUUCUUUAGCAUUUUUUAAUUUUUAUGUGACCUCCUUUGGUAACUAGGCCCUGUUCACCACAUACCCUCUAGUGAUUUUGCCUUUAAAGUUGUUUGCAAAUGAAAUGAGUUAACAUGCGAAGUGUUUUGAAAAUUACAAACUAAUUUUUUUUUCUCUGUUUAAUGAGCAGAAACACCGGAAGCCAAGAAAUCAGGUUUGAAAUGAAAGCGAAGCUGUAGGGUUUUCCUGAUUCUCCGCUUCUCAUUUGUUUCUACACUACUCCAAAGGGGCCCAUGGUUGUGUUAUUAACCAGAAAGGAAUGUGACAUGAUUGGGUGAUGUGAGAGCUCCACUCAGCAUGGCAGGAAGAUGGGAUCGGUUGGGUCACUGGAACAGGAGUAAAGUUCUUCUGGCCAUGUCCGAAUUCCUCAAUUUCUUUGUGAUGUUCAUUUAUUCAUACAUUCAUUCAUUCAACACAUUUUUAUUGAGCACCUCCUUAGAAUAAUACAUUGACAUGAGGCACACACCUUCUGUGACCAUCAAACCCAUAACUGUUUAUGGUUUUAUCAGUAUGAUAAGUCCAUUCUAUGAACUCUUAAGAAUAUGUUGAAGCCCCAACCUAUUCCUCUGGGAAUUUCUUCCAUAAAUGAUUCCCACACCUGCUGUACAAAGCUGUAGCAAGCAUUGACAGAUGACCUGUGGAUAGAGACUUGGGAAUAUUAUGAAUUGCAAUUAUAAUCGUAAUGUACAAAU
This is a messenger RNA of Manis pentadactyla (Chinese pangolin), 3420 nucleotides long. RefSeq names its product family with sequence similarity 124 member B (gene FAM124B). The transcript has 2 exons. The coding region runs from base 895 to 2271 and encodes 458 amino acids. The record is from RefSeq and is a predicted model, not a curated record. NCBI's taxonomy places the organism in Eukaryota, Metazoa, Chordata, Mammalia, Pholidota, Manidae. Gene Ontology annotation, cellular component: nucleoplasm.